AUGAACAGGGAGUUCAGCUCAUUCCUGCCCUCAUUCCCUCCCUCAAAGAGACUGUCGGCCCUGACCAUCACCUCACCAACUCUUCUGAGCCCCAAGGGAGUCUCCAGUCCAAAGGGCUUCUCGAGCCCUAUCAUGACCCCAGAGCCCUUGCCCUCUCCUCCAACACCUAUGCCACACCUCAGUGCCAGUCGUGUCCUCUUCGAGGAGGGCCUCUACAGCGACGUUACUGUCGUCCUCCAGGUCCCUGGAUCCUUCAAAAAGUCGCUCCACCUUCACUCCCGUAUCCUCUCCAAGGAAAGCGAGGUCUUCUCUGCCCUCCUUGCUGGAAAGACGAAUCUUGCCGAUAAGGCCAUCACUCUCCAGGAGGAGCGCGACAGCCAAGGGUCCCAGGUGAUCGAGAUUCAAUGUGUGGAUGCCCAAGAGCUCUACGCUUUCGAGUCCUCCCUCCGUCUCCUCUACACAGGCAGCUGGUGCUCAGACCGCGAUUUCCAGACCAGCACCCUUGACACUCGACUCCGCCGUGGGUUGGACGUCAUGAGCCAGGCCGGCCGCCUCGUCCUCAAGGGCACUACAACAGCAUUGCUUCAGGAGGAGAUCACACAGAUGUGUCAGAGUCAGCCCGAGCUGUUGGAGAAGGUCUCUAAGUCGUUACGAGCAGAGGACCGCGAAGACGACCAGGCGAUUCUGCGGUUCGAUCGAGAUGCAUUGCAGCAGAUGUGUCGCGUUGCCCUCGUCAAGGUCGAGAUCAGAGACCACUGCGAAAUCGCCAUUGCCCGGAACUUGUAUGGGUCCACAAAGUUCCGCGAACUCCGCAUGGCCGAGGUCCAACUCUCUGAACUGCGUCCCGGGUACAUCUUCCCACCAGGCGGUCAAGAGUCGAUCUAUCUCCUCAAGGGUGCCCCCUCCUUGCCUCUUCACCCCUGUAGAGCAACUAAUGUCGAGGCCCUCCGCCACGUGGUUGACCAUUACACUGCCUACAACUCCCAGCAGCCAUUGAGGACCCGCGAGUUCUAUGCCAUCCCCAGCGACGAAGACGAUGACGACGACGAUGACAUGCGUAAGUCAACCGCCACCCUGCACGACGUGACGUUUUACAGAGUGGCCUUCUCAACAGGCUACCAAUGGCUCAUGGACCAAGUGAUCAAGGUCAGGGCUCCCUUUGAGCUCAUCAUCCUCCUACUCAAGGAUGCUGUUGACGAAAACUCAGAUCAAAACAACAAUGUCUCCUUUGGCGAGUUUGCAUCGACCACAGACGGAGACGUGUACCUGCAAGGUGUCAGCUACAUUGCCGAUGGACUCCUUCAUGCCUUUCAAGACCCUACCCUCGAAUCCUUCCGCAACCCAGGUGCCUCGGGUUCGCUGUUGAACAUGAUCUCGUACGGCAUCAAUUCGCUGACCGAUCUGCCGCCCCUUCGCCUCCGACCAAAGUCCGUCAAUGCCGACGCUAACUCCCCCCAUCAUCAUCAAGAUUACCCUGCCCUCUCCACAUUGGUGAUGGAGUUCUUCUGGCAGAUCCUGGAGUUGGCCCUCAAGCGCCCGCAUCACCUAGAGUUCAUCCAGCUGUUGAUGGAUUCAAUCACCAAGAUCGCCCCACUAUCGCCUUUCGAAGUCGUCGAUCGUAUCGAGGAGCGCCUUGCGGAGCUUUUGGAGGAAACUCGUAAGAAGAUUAUGGAGCAGCGCGGGGAUGUUGGCGGUCAGAACGAGGACGAGGCAGAGGACAAUAAGGCCGACAGUGAUGACGAUGAUGACAUUGUCAGCCCAAGAGUUUCUGGAGGCAGAAGCGACGAUGGAUUCGGAAGCAUCAAAGGAAGCUUCUCAGAGGGCCACCGUAGCGAAGUCUCCAGCCGAUUUGACGACCCUGACGAGCGCCGUUCGAUGGUUAGCAGCGUAGUUCGGAUCUCUGACCCACCAAGAUCCUUGUCUGUUAUCGGUACUCGCAAGGACCUGGACGAUGCCUCGUCCAUCCAAGAGCCCGAGAACGACGAUGAGGACGAAGACGAGGAAGCCGAGGCAGAGACAGAACCCGCAUGGAUGAGGCCAGAGUACCUGCAGCCCCUUUGUCUCCAACUGUUGACCACUUUCCCCAUGAACAUCCAGUCGUCGCUGCUGUGGGCCAUUCAUGACCUUCAGCUUUUGUAA
This is a messenger RNA of Linnemannia hyalina, 2139 nucleotides long. The record is from the annotation of a GenBank genome assembly. Lineage: Eukaryota; Fungi; Mortierellomycota; Mortierellomycetes; Mortierellales; Mortierellaceae.